CCUGCCCUCGCCUCUGUGCUGCUGACUCUGCUCCUGGGCGGUGCAGCCCGGGCCGCGGAGAUCGUGGGCGGCCGGGAGGCGCGGCCCCACUCGCGGCCCUACAUGGCGUCCCUGCAGGUGGUUGGCAGCCUGGGCAGCCACUUCUGCGGCGGCACCUUGAUCCACCAGAGCUUCGUGCUGACCGCGGCGCACUGCCUGGAGGACAUCCCCGCCCACCUGGUGAACGUGGUGCUCGGAGCGCACGACCUGCGCACGCCUGAGUCCGCGCAGCAGCAGCGCCGGGUCGCGCAGGUGUUCCGGCACAACUACGACGCCAGGGCGAUCCAGAACGAUAUUCUUCUCAUCCGGCUCGACCGCCCGGCCAACCUCAGCGCCGAGGUCGCCACGGCCCAGCUGCCCCAGCAGGGCCAGGAGCUGCCCCAGGGCACCCCGUGCCUGGCCAUGGGCUGGGGCCGCCUGGGCAACGACGCCCCGGCCGCCAGCGUCCUGCAGGAGCUCAAUGUCACCGUGGUCACCUUUCUGUGCCGGCCGGGAAACCUGUGCACAUUCGUCCCCCAACGCAGCGCCGGCAUCUGCCUCGGAGACUCCGGGGGCCCCCUGAUCUGCAGCGACAGGCUGCAGGGCGUGGACUCCUUCGUGGUCAGGAAGUGUGCCAGUGGCCAGGCUCCCGACUUCUUCACGCGUGUGGCGCUCUACGUGGACUGGAUCCGCUCCGUGCUGCGUGGCUCUGCUGGGCACUGAGCCCGGGCCGCGACAGGCCCUGAGAGGGAACUUCAGGCAGAGGCCGAUCCUUCUCGCCCCAUGGAGACGUCAAUAAAAGU
Microcebus murinus (gray mouse lemur) is the source of this 821-nucleotide messenger RNA. RefSeq names its product complement factor D (gene CFD). Lineage: Eukaryota; Metazoa; Chordata; Mammalia; Primates; Cheirogaleidae. Gene Ontology annotation, biological process: proteolysis. The record is from RefSeq and is a predicted model, not a curated record. Gene Ontology annotation, molecular function: serine-type endopeptidase activity.